ACUAGCCGACAUACCCACUCUUGUCCGCAUUUUGAAUUUUCUAACUCUCUCUCUCUCUUCUCUCUCUCCCACUAAAACUUCUAGCAGAGUUUCAAUCUUUUUUUUGCUAGUGAAUCGCCUCUAAGAUCCUCAAUCUAUUUAUUCUCCACAUCCCCUUCAAACACUCCAAAACCAUGGCCGUCUCAGCGCCAUUUCAGUUUCUAUUCUUUCUUCUUCUACUUCUCCUAGCAGACAGAGCUGUUUACUCGUCUUCAGAGUAUUUAAUCGGCGUCGGAAGCUAUGACAUCACCGGUCCCGCAGCUGACGUCAACAUGAUGGGAUACGCCAACUCCGAACAAACCGCCUCGGGUAUCCACUUCCGUCUCCGAGCUCGUGCCUUCAUCGUCGCUGAGCCUCAAGGUAAACGCGUCGCGUUUGUGAAUCUCGACGCGUGUAUGGCGUCUCAGAUCGUUACCAUCAAAGUACUCGAGCGACUCAAGGCAAGGUAUGGCGAUCUUUACACAGAGAAGAACGUGGCUAUAAGUGGGAUCCACACUCAUGCUGGACCAGGAGGUUAUCUUCAGUACGUCACUUACAUUAUCACCUCUCUUGGCUUUGUUCGUCAGUCUUUCGACGUCCUCGUUGACGGCAUUGAGCAAACCAUCAUCCAAGCUCACCAGAGUCUACGUCCUGGUUCUCUCUAUAUCAACAAAGGUGAUCUUUUGGAUGCUGGUGUGAACAGAAGUCCUAGCUCUUAUCUGAACAACCCUGAAGCCGAGAGGAGUAGAUACAAGUACAACGUCGAUAAAGAGAUGACGCUACUCAAGUUUGUUGAUUCACGGUUGGGUCCUAUAGGAAGUUUUAACUGGUUUGCAACUCAUGGGACUUCCAUGAGCAGGACUAACUCUUUGAUAAGUGGAGAUAACAAAGGCGCAGCUGCGCGUUUCAUGGAGGACUGGUUUGAGAAUGGUCAGAAGUUUUCAGUUAGUUCAAGUAAAAUCCCUCGGAGAGUAUCUACCAUUGUUUCUGAUCUCAACACAAACCGUGAGUCAGACGUCAAAAACUACUUUCCUUUUAGAGUUACUUUCCUAAUGUGGAAAGUCUAUGACAAAAGUAAAUUUUUUUUUUCAGACAGCAGGCUUUUGGAUAUCGCAGCUUCUUACAAGUCAUCUAAAGGACGGUCUCUUGAUGCUAAAGUUCGAGUAAGGAAGGCGUUGAAGAGUACAUUCGUAUCUGCCUUCUGUCAAUCAAACUGUGGGGAUGUGAGUCCAAACACUCUCGGCGCGUUUUGCAUCGACACUGGACUGCCUUGUGAUUUCAAUCACAGUACUUGCAAUGGAAAGAACGAGCUGUGCUAUGGACGUGGACCCGGGUACCCUGAUGAGUUCGAGAGCACGCGUAUCAUCGGAGAAAAGCAAUUCAAAAUGGCGGUGGGACUAUUCAACAAAGCUACAGAGAAGCUGCAAGGAAAAGUUGGUUACCAACAUGCGUAUGUAGAUUUCUCGAAUCUUCAAGUCACGGUUCCUAAAGCAGGUGGUGGUUAUGAGACGGUGAAGACAUGUCCAGCUGCGAUGGGGUUUGGUUUUGCUGCUGGAACUACUGAUGGUCCUGGUGCUUUUGAUUUCAAACAAGGAGAUGAUAAGGGUAAUGACUUUUGGAGAUUAGUGAGGAACGUGUUGAGAACUCCUGGUCCGGAACAGGUCCAGUGUCAGAAACCGAAACCUAUUUUACUUGACACUGGUGAGAUGAAGACACCAUAUGAUUGGGCGCCUUCGAUUCUUCCUGUUCAGAUGCUUCGCAUUGGUCAACUAGUCAUCCUCAGUGUCCCCGGAGAGUUCACGACAAUGGCUGGAAGGCGUCUCCGUGAAGCUGUGAAGUCAUAUCUCAUCUCAUUGGACAGCAAAGAGUUUGGCAACAACCUCCACGUCGUAAUCGCUGGCCUCACCAACACGUACUCUCAGUACAUCACCACUCACGAAGAGUACGAGGUUCAAAGAUACGAGGGAGCUUCGACGCUAUACGGUCCACACACACUCACCGCUUACAUCCAAGAGUUCAAGAAACUAGCCACAGCUUUGGUCAACGGUCAAACACUCCCGAGUGGGCCCCAACCACCCGACCUUCUAGACAAACAGAUCAGCUUACUAGCACCUGUGGUCGUGGACUCCACUCCUCUAGGAGUCGGCUUCGGUGACGUUAAAGCAGACGUGCCUCCCAAGUCAACGUUCAGGAGAGGUCAGCAAGUCAACGCGACGUUUUGGUCGGGAUGUCCACGCAACGACCUGAUGACGGAGGGAUCUUUCGCUGUGGUGGAGACGCUGCGUGACGGAGGGAAGUGGGUCCCGGUGUACGACGAUGAUGACUUCAGUGUGAAGUUUAAGUGGUCGAGACAGGUGAAGCUUAGCCCUGAGAGCCAAGCCACGGUGGAGUGGAGGAUACCGGAAUCUGCGGUGGCAGGAGUUUAUAGAUUAAGACAUUACGGAGCUUCGAAGUCGCUGUUUGGUUCCAUUACAAGCUUCUCUGGUUCUUCUAGCGCCUUUGUAGUUGUAUGAAAAUUUAACCUAAAGUAAUAUAGCGUAUCACACACGCAUUCUCCA
Molecule: messenger RNA, 2576 nt
Organism: Raphanus sativus (radish)
Lineage: Eukaryota; Viridiplantae; Streptophyta; Magnoliopsida; Brassicales; Brassicaceae
Product: neutral ceramidase 2
Exons: 5
Coding region: 174-2531 (785 amino acids)
Biological process (GO): long-chain fatty acid biosynthetic process; sphingosine biosynthetic process; ceramide catabolic process
Cellular component (GO): extracellular region
Molecular function (GO): N-acylsphingosine amidohydrolase activity
Source: RefSeq, a predicted model, not a curated record